AUGAAGAACAUCAAUUAAUUUCAAAGUUUGGAUUGCCAAUUAGGUGAUUAAUAUGACCCUACAGCCAAAAUUGUUGUUUCAUCCCGACAAGAGAAGGAUGAUUACUUAUUACCCAAGAUUUGCAAAUAAAUUGAAUUCUACUUAGGAGAUGCUAAUCUAUUGCAUGAUAACUAUUUCAGACGAUUACUCCAAGAAAAUUAGGGUUGGAUCCCUUUGGAGGCAUUCUUAUAAUGUAAUAAGAUAAAAGUUAUACUUCGUAAUUAUCCCAAAGGAUCGAAGCAACAAGUGCUCAUCCUAAUAUAUGCAUUGAAAAGAAGUGAUAUAUUGGAGGUUGAUGAAGAUAGAAGUAUGGUGAAGAGGAAAAUUCCAUUUGUUGAUAAUAGUCAUUUUAUGGAUGAAAGGACUAUUUAUGUUGAAAACAUUCCACGAGUAGUAGAUCAAUAAUUGUUACAUUAGAUUUUUAGCAGAGUAGUUUUUGUUUUCAUUAUAUAAUAGAUAGAUAAGUAGGUCUUACAAGUGAAGAAAUUCGACACGUAUGGAUUUAUAACCUUUCUUAACAUCGAGAGUGUAAACAAGGCCAUUCAAGUUUUCAAUAACUUAAUACCUAAAGAGAUUAUGGAGAGGGAAAGUAAGGAGAGUCUAAUUUAGUAAUGAUCAAAGGCGGAUUACGAGUGAUGAGUAAGAUCGAUUGGCUCAAUUACAAAAAUUAGUGCAAGUAGUUGAAAUAGAAAAAGAAUAAUGAACUGAUCGAGGAGCCUGUCAAAUUGAAAAUUAAGCAGAUUUAAACUCAAGAUCUAAAAAUUGAAGAGUUACGUAUUGCUGUUGGACACGCUGUCAAUCCUCGACUUGUUAAACAUAUUAACAUUGAUUCUGAAACAUGCGUAAUUGAGUGUGCAAAUCAAUUUGCAGCAGAUUCAAUCAAACUCAAUAUCUUUCGCAUCCAAAACUAUGAUGACAGAUUCUGUAAUUCCUUAUUGGACAUUUCAUGA
Molecule: messenger RNA, 989 nt
Organism: Paramecium pentaurelia
Lineage: Eukaryota; Ciliophora; Oligohymenophorea; Peniculida; Parameciidae
Source: the annotation of a GenBank genome assembly